Molecule: messenger RNA, 11947 nt
Organism: Porites lobata
Lineage: Eukaryota; Metazoa; Cnidaria; Anthozoa; Scleractinia; Poritidae
Source: the annotation of a GenBank genome assembly
AUGGAAGAUGGAACACUGUCACUCCCAAGUGUAAAGGUAAGCGUUCAUUCUUGUUUUCCAUUUCCAAAAUAAAAGCUUGUGUUGAUUUUGGAAGUUAAUGUUAUUUUCAACUUUGCAACUUUUUAAAUGACGUGGCAAAUUUUGGUAAUGGCUGCAAAAUGAAUUAUGUAGCCCGCAACUUUGAACAUGUAAAAGAAGGAUUCACUCGUGAGCGUCUAUUCAAGUUGCAGGCUAAAGCUUUACUUGAUACCCUUCAAUCUUCAUUUCUUGUAUUGCUUUAUUAUAUGUAAACGGCAACGGCUAAAAAAUUAACCACACUUUAAUUAAUACGAUAGCUGUCGAGUGCGGUGAUCCUGGCAAACCGACAAAUGGAGAGAAGAUUGUCAAGAAAGGCUACGUCUAUGGUGGAUCGAUCAGUCAAGUUUGUUUGUGACAAGAAUUACACUCUAGUGGGGACUGAUGUCAUAUAUUGUCAAGCUAAUAGGAGUUGGAGUUCCUCUGUUCCAAGUUGCUUAGGUUAGUUUCAUGGGUGUGCGGAGAGACUCGAUUAAAGAGAAUUAAGGACACUAGUCUCACUAUUUUUUUUUAAAUACUACUGAAAAUUUGAAGGCAGAGUUUGAUUUGAUGAUGGUCGAAGACAUUUAAUUUCUGUAGAAUAGGGGUAGGAAAUUAGGGCUUUUAAUCAAUCCGUAAUCUAGUUAAUUAUUGUUCGAACAAUUUUAUUUAGAGAACUCGUACUGCAGUAACGAAACAAUUCAGACAAGCAAUAUAUUUGAAUUAUAUAUGAAUUUGUGUCAUAAAAAAAAAAAAUGUUGCCUUACAGUCUUUUUUCUCUUGUUAAAGCUGCCUGUCGAUCGCCUGGUGAUAUAAAUCAUGGCCUGAAAAUCGGCAAUAACUACACCCACGGAAUAACAGUUCGAUACUUUUGUAACCUUGGGUACACACUUGAAGGCGAGGCUCAACUGGCUUGUGAGGACGGAAGAUGGAACACUGAUAUUCCCAAGUGCAAAGGUAAAGAUCAUUGUUGCUCAAACGGCUUUCCCUUAUGUUUAUUUAAAAACUUGAGCUUGUUUUAUAAACUGUCUAGUCCAGGGACCUGCGUUUCUGGAAAGUCUCAGUAGUGACCUAUCCGGGAAAUCGGUGUGCUUUAUCUUUAGGAAUUUACUGUAAAGUUCGAGGUUAUAAUAGUUUUAAAAGAGGUGUAAAAAAAGCUAUCAGCUAAAGAAACAAAUAAGAGACUGGUUAAUUUAGGGACUCAGGUUUUAAUUCAAGAAAAUGGCUUUAGGUAGGCUGGAAAAUUUAUACAGGGAAAUAUCAUACAGGGAAAAAGCAGGUGAGAACGCGAGCUGUUCGCGGUCUUCUUGUUUUCCAAAACAAAAGCUUGUGAUGAUUUUGGAGCUUAAAGUUGUUGAUGUUGUUGUUUUUGUUGUUCAAGUUUAAAUAUUACGUAACAAGUUUUUGUAAUAGCCGCAAAAUAAAUAAAUAGGCGCUCAAAUUUUAACCGUUAAGAGGAUUGUUAACUCGUGUGCAUCUACCCCAGUUUUAAAACGUUUUCCCAUACUUGUUUUUUUGUAAUAGAUAAAGGUUAAAAAUUUAGCUCCCUUGCAAUUAUUAUAGCUGUUGAGUGUGGGGAUCCUGGCAAACCCGCAAAUGGAAGGCAGAUUGUCAAGAAAGGCUACGUCUAUGGUGGAUCGGUCAAGUUUGUUUGUGACGAGAAUUACACUCUAGUGGGGACUAAUGUUAUAUAUUGUCAAGCUAAAAAGAGAUGGAGUUCCUCUGUUCCACGUUGCUUAGGUAAGUGUUAUUGGUAAGAGAAAAUAAAAGACUUUAAUCCCGCUGACUGAUUUUAUCCAAACAGUUUUUAAAUAUAAAAAAAAAUGAAAAAUAAAAAAAAAAAAAAAAAAACAGUUACAUUUCCUGGUCGUUAAAAAAUGAUCUAUACACAAAUUAGAAGUGAAAUAUUGUAGUGUUUAAACCAAAAACGUUCGACAAUAGACGACGAAAGUUUGUUGUUUCAACAAAUUAACUUAUUGUCACACGGCCGUGUACAAAACUUUAUCUCUAAUCUGAUCAUGCUUUUUCCUUUUUUUGGCUUCGUAAGACCGGCGUACGUCGGAGGCUCCCCUCUGUAACUUUAAAACAGAUCAUGGCAAAUCCACCAAAAUUAUACCUAAUAAAUAGAUGCACUCAUCAUUUUCAACAUCUAGGGAUAACUGACGUAAUUUGACGUACUUAUGACGUGACAUUCGUAAGUUAUAAGCAAAACCCACAUUUUAUCUUUUCAUUUUUUCCCUAGGAGUAGCCAUAAAGAGAGAAAUGUUAAAAUAGCGAAAUGUCUGAAUAAAUCAUGAAGUUGGCUAACACAGUGAUAAUCUUUAACAAUAGCAGUGACGUCAUGAUGACUUUGUUUAUUACUAGAAAACGAACUGGAACAACGACAUGUUGAAUCUUCAAUUUUGAAUUAAUUUUACUUAAAACCUGUACAAAUCGAAGAAACCGUGAUAUAAAAUAUGAUCUGUGUAUUAAAAUAUGCUUAAAAAGCCAAACUAAUAAAAAAAUAAUGAUAAAUAAAAUUAAAAAUACAUGUAAUUGUAAAAGUAACAGUAAAAAAAAAACUCCUACCAAUUAACAUUGUUCACAGGAGAAACUGAAGACAAUGCUUUCAUCAAAAGGUUUGGAUUAGACUAACCAUUAUUGUAAACAAUUAGAAUGAUUGCCCCCGCAGGGAUUUCGCCCAGAAGGCGAAAUCCCGAGGAGGCACUCUAGUAACUCGCGCGUUUAUUAAGUAAAGUACUUACAGUUGAAAUAUACAGUCAUACAGUCAAUAUAGAAAAAAUCUCGAUUUGCUUGAACAGGGGCCGCGAGGAAUCGGUAGGUAAUGAUGACGUUUGUAUUGUUUGCGCCCGCAAGUACGAAAUGGUUAGGAUGACGUAAAGACAGAACUCAUCGAUUACUCAUUGAUCAUCGCCAAUAAUCAAUGACUAAUCAACUGAUUACUCAUCGAAUACUCAUUGAUUACCAAUUGAUGUCAUUGAUCAUCGAUUGGUUAUGUCUGGUUAUUGUGCAGCCAUACUUCGACACUCUUUUGCGUUACGUGUUAUCAGUGACAUUCUGUGGAGCAGUUGUUUCAGUGAAAGUUAUGGACCAAAAUUUUAACGACACUCGUUAAGCGCAGAAGAAGUUAUAAGGUGUGUACAACUGUGUAUAUAUAAACACUUGGAGAGUUUGCCAGACACGAGUUCACAAGUCUUUCAUCGGAAACCUUGCCAGACACUCUUUCUCUCUCUUUGACCGGAAUAAGACUCAGCCCCAAACAAGCAAGACGUGUGAACAACGGCUAGCUUCUCACAUCAGAACGAUGGAAGAUUACAGAAAUUCGUCGAAAAUCAAAUUCUGUGCUUACUUAUUCCCUGCUCACAGAUGUCCUUCCGCUAUAAAGUUUAAAAUAAGACUAGAAUGCGCAAGUGUGUAUCGCUCCGAAACGUCCUUUUAAUUUCUAAAGCUUCCUUUCCGGCAAAUAAAGUGAACUGAAUGUAAAAAGUGAAAGAGAAAUAGCGAAAUAUUCAACUUCUGAUUAAAUCUUUUCUUAUGGUUUAGAAUAAACUAUUCUCGAAACUGAGAAUGUUUUGAUCAAAGCUGUGUAAAUCGACCUGAAACUGUGCAUGGAACCUUGCGUUUCCUGUAUUUUUCUCACCUAUUGUAUGGAAUAUGUGUGAAAACGGUUAAUUUCAAAGAGCUACACAACGAGCAAGAAUGCUAUUGCCCGACAAUAUACAGAGCGGGUGAAGCUGUGGUGUCAACUAUUACUAGUUCUAAAUUGAGCGUGAUACACCAAUUCCGACUGGUAAACUCGUGUUUCCGCAAUAGUUACAUCCGAUUACGUUAACGGAAACAUGAAAUUGACUUGUUUCCGGAACGUUUUCGCGUGUUUCCGCAAGGAUGCCACGCAUUUAUGCUUCCGGAAACACGUGUUUCCUUAGACGGAAAUUUGACGGAAACGUAUAAAAAAGUUGUACGUUUCCGCCGAAACCGCAGCGACGGAAACACGGGUAAACGUAAUGUAUCCGCUAACGGAAACAUGUGAUUACCGUCAUGUUUCCGCAACGGUUUUACGUGUUUACGUUAAGUUUCCAUUUACGGAUUCUUGAAAUUUCGUCCUGUGAUACGGAAACCUUGAAAUAAAUCAUGUUUUACAGAAAAAGGCAAAUUUUGUAAAACAACGCUGUUAAACCUCGGCUGCCAGUUGGUAACGUCAAAGUUGACGUACAGGUCGCUAUGAUUUUAAUUAAUUUUCUUAUAGAUUAUUUUUAGGAAAAUUUGCUAAGUUUGCUGUCCUAGUUUGAACCAUUUUGAAGAUACUCACUGUUUAAAUUUUUGAGGUCGUGAAACGGCACUAAAUAGUCUAAACAAGGUAGAUGCAAAAUCGAGAUUCACGAUCAGCCAAUUAGUUUCUUUUGUUCCCUUACUAUUUUCUGUUUCUCUUACGCUUUAUUUUUUCUUUUUUGAUUAUAUAAGCAAACUGUCGCUCACCUGGUGGUUUAAAUCAUGGUCUUAAAAUCGGUAAGAACUACACGCACGGAAAAAUAGUUCGAUACUCUUGUAACCUUGGGUACACACUCAAAGGCGAGGCUGAACUGACUUGUGUAGAUGGAAGAUGGAACACUGCCACUCCCAAGUGUAAAGGUAAGCGUUCAUUCUUGUUUUCCAAAAAAAAAAAAAAACGCUUGUGUUGAUUUUGGAGGUAAAGCGGGUUGUUUUAUUUCCAACUUUUCAAAUUUCGUGGCAUAUUUUGGUAAUGGCUGCAAAAUGAAUUAUAUACCCCACAACUUUGAACUGUUAAAAGAAGAAUUAACUCGUGUGAGUCUAUUGAAGUUGCAGUCCAUGGCCAAAGCUUUACUUGAUACCCUGCAAUCUUCAUUUAUUGUAUCAGUCUAUUAUAUGUAAACGACAAAAGCUGAUGUACUUAUUAUAGCUGUUGAGUGUGGUAAUCCUGGCAAACCAACAAACGGAAAGCAGAUUGUCAGGAAGGGCUACGUCUAUGGCAGAUCAGUCAAGUUUGUAUGUGACAAGAAUUACACUCUAGUGGAGACUGAUGUUAUAUAUUGUCAAGCUAAUAGGAGUUGGAGUUCCUCUGUUCCACGCUGCGUAGGUAGGUGCCAUGGGCAAGUGUGGAUUUCCACUACUGCUUAUUAAUAAAUUUUACGUGCGGAUACUUAGGCGCGUAAAUGAAAUACAGCCAAUAUACAUGUAUGAAGUGUCGGGCGUAAAUGUAAACGUUGAUCGAAGUUCAACUUUUACGUUUAGGCGUAACCUCUCAUACAUUGCCUCUUAUUAAUUUUAUUCACGCACGUAAAAUGAACGCGCGUAAACUGUAACAAUUAGGCAACAGUGGAAAUCCACCCUAAGAGAAAAUAAAAGACACUACGCCUCAGUAGGUUUUUUUUUUUAUUAUUAUUAUUUUUUCCAGGGCUGCUUGAAAGUAAGAACAACAGUGAGAUUUGACGGUUCUGGAAACAUUCAAAAGAAAAAAAAAAAAUGAAAACUGUAGCUUUUUACCAAUACGUAUACUUAAGUUGAGAGUUGGAGUACUGAAUAAAAAUAAGUUGGAUUGAAAAAAACGAAAAAAAGGAACAGUUCAAUCACUUAGUUUAUUAUGAAAUUGUGGCUUAAAGUACAACUCUUUAGUUAAUUUACUUUUUUUAUUUUGCUAAGUUUGUUUGUUUUUCUGUUUGUGCUUUUCAUUUUUUAAUUAAGCUAACUGUCGAUCACCUGGUGAUUUAAAUCAUGGUCUUAAAAUUGGUAGCAACUACGCGCACGGAAAAACAGUUCGAUACUCUUGUAUCCUUGGGUACACACUUGAAGGCGAGGCCGCGCUGACUUGUGAAGAAGGAAGAUGGAACACUGAUACUCCCAAAUGUAAGGGUAAACUAUUGUUUAGAACUGAGUUGCUUGCGUUGGUUAGGGAUUAAGUUGUUCUAUUUAAGUGUGCAUGCCUUUGCGUUGUACAAAUGGUGAUUGUGACUGUUCACUAUAAUAACCGUCUCUACGUUAUUGUUCAUUUCAUGUUCGAAAAUUUAAAAGAAAAUUUUAAAAACCCUCACCACUAAUCAAUUGGACAGAAUUUCAUUCUUAAUGUAGAUUAUAAAAACAAUCAUUUGCACGUAGCCUGAAAGGAAUAAAUGUCGUAAACUUUUGUUAUACGUACAAAAUAUAUGAGUCCAUUCAAACACAAUUUAUCUCGUGCGCAUCUUUUCAAUUUGUGGUCUACAUUGUGCUCAAAAUCAUGUUGUAAUUCUAUGUCUGGUCAGUCGUAAACAAUAGUUAUAUGCCUUGUCAUUUUAUUAUAGCUGUUGAGUGUGGUGAUCCUGACAAACCCACAAAUGGAGAGCAGAUUGUCAAGAAAGGCUACGUCUAUGGUGGAUCAGUCAAGUUUGUCUGUGACAAGAAUUACACUCUAGUGGGGACUGAUGUUGUAUAUUGUCAAGCUAAUAGAAGUUGGAGUUCCCCUGUUCCACGUUGCUUAGGUACGCCCUAUCGACCUGCGAAGAAUAACAAAAAAAUAAACAGAACUUUCAAAAUCUGUAUGGACUCAUGCCUAAAUGCACUUGUGAUAUGUCUUGAUAAGUUUGUGUUAGUCCUGAUUUCGAUUCUGCCAGUAAAUUCUAUAAAAGUGUUUUUUAUCAAUUAUGCACACGUUCAAGUAACUCAAGUAAGUAUAUUGAAAACAAAAGCAUCGUCUGUAUCUUUUCCCUUUUUUAGAUCGAAGAUAAAAAGUAAACUGGUCGAUAUCUUACUAGAUCGAAUAAUAUUAAUCGUCGCAGAUUAUUAAUUUUCAAACGUCUUGGGGUUUUCUUGCUUAUUUGCAUGUUCUUAGCUAUUUAUUUACCUUUAAUUAAUUAAUUAAUUAAAUGAAUGAAUGAAUCAUUAAUUUGGUUAAUAAAUAAAUAAAUAAAUAUAUUUUUUCUGAAUUAAGCUUCCUGCCCAGAACCUGGUCGUAUAAAACACGGUAAUAAAAUCGGACAAAACUACGGACACGGUAAAACAGUCAGAUACAGAUGUAAUUCUGGAUACACACUUGAAGGCGAAGACAGACUAACUUGCGAUGAUGGAAGAUGGAAUUUGGAUACGCCGAGAUGCAAAGGUAAAUAUGAUUGUUUAUAAAUAGCGAGUUUUACUUCAUUUGUUAAGUAGAGAAAUCUGCUUUGAGCCGCUGUCAAGAGUACUCUCUAUCUCACGAAGAAGUUAUGGUGAGUUACCUAGGAUGUCAUAAAUUUGCUAAAUUUAUUUAAUAUUUAUAAUCUUUUUGCUAAAAACAAGCUUAAUUUGAUUUAUUGUAGAUGGACCUCACAGAAGAUGCGCCAAACUGCUUCGACGUCUCCGAAAGAUUCCACCUCAAAACACCAUCAUUGCUAUCAACAUUCGCCUCUCAAAGGCAAGAUACCGUUGUCGUAAAGGAUUCGUUUUGCUGGGGAAGAGUAUGCGAACUUGCAAGGGAGGAAGAUGGAUUGAAAGGGAGGAGCCCAAAUGUUUAGGUAAUUAACUAUUUACUGUAUACGACUGUAUUUUAAUUGGAAAGUAGGCGUCUGAGAAAUGAGAGGAGCAAAUUAAAAAAAAAAAGGGGCGGUGUCUUUGAGAGAAAACUUUUUGUCUCGCCCGUAUUUCGUCUGUACCUGCAACGCAGACUAUUGUAUUUAUAAGUGAGUUUUUCAUUCGUUUUAACGUGAUUGCCAAAUAAUCUUCAAAUAUUCAAAGGGCAAGUGCACGCGAAAUUAAAAAAAAAAAAAUGUUUUGUGGAUUUUCUUAAAUGCUAAUUUUUGAGCACCAUCAAAAGAAAAAUUGUCAAUUUUUGUCAAUCAUUUGGAAAGAAAAAAACUAAUGCAUGCAAAGUAGGUUGAAAACUUACGGUAAUCUAUGAAAGACGUUUCUGUUGUAAACUCCGUUGCCUUUCCUCGUUAGCUGGAAACUUUUGCACUCCGAAUAGCCCACGAAAUGUCACAAGAUACCUUUAAGGCUCCAGUUAUUUAAAUUACACUAUGAUUUAUUGAUCAUUUGCAUGUUUCUUUGUUUGGAACUGUUGGCUAGUUUUUUUAUCCUUCUUGUAUUCAUUGCUUUUUCAGGCUACUCCUCUUGCGGCGUCAGUCCAGUAGAUUUUAGGAGUCGUAUUGUUGGUGGAAAGAACUCUAAAAAAGGAUGGUGGCCAUGGCAUGUUGGAAUUUACAAUGCCCGAGGCCGUGGUAAUGGUUGAAGCAAAGCUAAUUGGUCAUUUCCACUUAGCUUUACAGAGACUUAUUUUAUUGGUCAUAGCAAGGUUGUGCGGGAAACUAUAAGCCAAACUUCGUUUCCUCAAAACAGUCCCAUCGUACAGUUCGACACAAAAACGACCCACUCCUCAAGCGCAACCUCAAAAUGACCAAUAAAACGCUAAAUGUUUAUUUAAGUUCCCAUUUUACUCUCAAAAACGAUAAUGUUGGUGCCCAAAUCGCAUCAAAAAUGCUUUUGCUUUUCUGUCUGGCUUAAACAUCUUGAAAAUGUAUUUAUAACUCGCGGUACCUGAUGAUUUCUGCAAGAUUUACGUUUGCUCGGUAUUUGGUUAAGGUUAACUUUAGGGUUAAUAUUUGACAGUUAUUGAAUAAUGCUGAGCUUGAUAUAAAGAAUUAGUAAAAUUCUACUAGUGGUCUAUUAUCAAUGCUGCGUUCCGAUUGGUUUUAGCUACUACUAGGCUAUAUGUUAUGGCCCACUAGAAGCGAGAAGCGCCGACUUUUUGGCGGUAAAAAAGGAUUAAAGUCAAGCUUUAACUAGCUACAUUUUUUAGUCUCGAUAUUUUUGACCAAUUACUUGGAUUUUACUAAAAAAAUUAUUCCUCUCGCCCUCAUGACCUCUGAGUCAAUAGCGCAUUCGGCCUUCGGCCUCAUAGGAGGAAUAAUUGUUAAUUAUUCAUACUCGCGUGAGGAAUAAUUGUUAAUUAUGCUGAUCGAGGUAGAUAUAAGCCUCCGAGAUUCGCAUAUUUCUUCAUAUCAUACGAAACCCGAAUUCAACACCCUUAUCUCCUAGUAGACUUUCAUCAAAAUAUCCGCCUACUUCUCGGUACAGCUGCUGCUGCUUCUUCUUCAUCAUCAUCAUCAUCAUCAUUUUUGUACUUUUUGCCCUUUCUUUGCGUUUGUUCCUGUUCAGUUUUAGCAAGUGAUUCGGCUUUUCAGAUGACGUUUUCAACCAUUUUAUUCAGUUCACUUAUGGCAAAACACCGUAAAUAAGGUUACGCACAGCCGCUUGGAAACGAGGUUGUGAUAAUGCAUUGCGCAAUAUACAUUUGAAUCGAUUGUACAUCGCCUAUUUCUUCCAAAUUAUGGCAAGCGCCGACUUGUUAUGAAAAAUUAGCCGUGAGAUUUGAGCGAAUCAAAAACGACGAAAUGCUUUGAAUGAAUAAUAUAAAAUAAUUAUGCAAAUCAAGUAAGGUGUUAUAUUAACAACAUGCACCUUUCGGCUUCGUAACUAGGUUUCAGUGGUACUUCACAAAAUUUUUUCAAAAACAAAUAAAUAAAUAAAUAAACACAGUGUCCUUAACUUGGAAUACCAACUCUAAUAUUUGUUACCUUCGGUUUCUUCAGAUGAGAAUAUUAAAUAAACUCUUCAUCAGUUGUUUCCGGAACUUUGGUAUAGUAACUUUUCAAUUGCGGAGAAAGCUGCACUGUUACGUAAAAUUUUUCAUCUUGGUUCACUUAGAGAACAUCGAACGUAGCUGGAUCAAAACUUCCUCAAAAUACGUAUUCAUGACUCCCUUUAUUGAAAGUUUAGUUUUUGAAUGGAAAGAUACAACAUUUGAAUUUUUAAGGUGUGCUUUGUCGCUGCUGAGGUGUCAUUGUUUACAUUUACAACAAAUAAGUUCGUAAAGAAAUCUAGGAAAAGUAAAAUGUACAGAGUCUCAAUAGUACAGAGGACAAAAAAACAACAUAUAUAACAUUUAAAGUGAUUGAGUGAAUAAAAAUAUAGCUGGUCAAAGCCAUUGUCUUAAAAGUGAAACUGGAGUACUUAUACGGCUCCUUUUAAUUAAGCCGCAUGAUAGUACUGCAUCAAUGUCAAAACAGCAGCAAUUUAACUUCCAACACCUUCUAUACAAGUGCUUUGAACCUAACCAUGACAACCUUCUCCUCACCAUUUUGAUCCUUUUUAUACAAAUAUUGAAUUUGAAUUACAAAGUUGAUGUCCUUUAAUUAUCUAUAACUAUCUUUCUUCGUUACAAUUUUCUCGCUAUCUUUAGUACAGUUGAACCUCGUUCUACGGAGGCCCGCUUGAUACGAACACCCGUAUAUAGAUAGCGGACAGUUUCGUUUGUCCCGACGAAAAAAAGGUCUUAAUAUAUUUUCUCUAAAAUUAACCCGCUCAUUACGGACACCAUGGCAUGUCCCGUAGUUUGUCCAUAUCGACCGGGUUCAACUGUAUUACCAGCGAGAGUCAGGAGAGGAAUAUCCUCUCUCUGGCGAGAGCUAUUUUAGAUUUAUUUUCUCUUCUUUUCUUUUCCUUUUUGUUGUUGUCCUUCAAAUAUUUCACAUGAAUAACAAAGUUCGCUUCUCCUUGGGUAGUAGUCUUGAUAAUCUUGUGUCUACAGUUCAGUUUAGAAAAUCGUGAAUGCGAAAUCAGUGAUCAUUUACAGUAUAAUAAUGAACACCGCAACGGAUCAAAUUCUGGACCGGUAGUCUUAGAAAAUAAAAAAAACAAAUGAUUAAAUAAAUAACUAAUUUCUGGCUAUUUUUUUUUUUAUUCUUUACCUAGAUCCUCUAAAACCUGCUUCUAGUGGUGUACUGAUUUCUCCUCGUUGGGUUCUGACUACAGCAUCGCGUUUCUCGGCUUAUUUAAGAAGGAAGCUCCGAUUAAACAAUAACUAUGCAGAUGGGUAAGUGCUAGGGGUCAUUUUUUCUUACUGAAAUGCACCAUCCAGCUAGGUUAUUCAUUCACCCACCCACGUUGAAAGCCCAAUAAGCAGAGUACUUAGUCAGAACAUAAAACGAAAGACUAAAAUGUCAAAUGCAUAUGAUCCUAAACGAACACAUUUUGUAAUUUAUUAAAAUUACACAUUCAAAUUUCGAAACAGAAAUUGCUGGAAUGACGAAAUCCGAUGACGACGUUUCCACUAAAAUAUUUAGAUUUUAUGCACUUUUAAUUAUAUUAUCACCAAUAUCCAACAGUCGACAAUGGCAUCAUUGUAUAAAAAAGGAAAAUAGCUUGCUUGCAGGCUUGUGCGAUAUGGGAAGGUGCAAUCGUUACUUAGUCUCUAAAAAGAAUUAUUCUUGCUUCUUCCAAACUGCACUCAAAAUCAUGUGAUUACGUCAUUCUAAUCAAAUAGCAUCUUUAUUCCCUCAGGUACUUUCUACAAAUAGGUGACCACAAUUUAUUACAAAAAGAGGAGUCCGAGCUCAGAAUAGGUGUAGAAAACAUUUACAUUCAUCCGAAUUUCACGCAUGCUACAUACGAUAAUGACAUAGCUCUCAUCAAACUCAGAACAGAGGUCAAGCUUGGUAAGUUUGUGCGAACCGUGUGCCUCCCACAAAAGCAAGAGGGCGAUUUGGCGAUUCCAAGAAAAUACGGUUUAGUGACUGGUUGGGGAGCAACAAAAGCCUUAAAGAUUGGUCAGGUACUUACGUAUACUGACACGUACCUACAAUACUCUUCUUUCAUGAUUCAAGAAGAUCAGAUUUGUCAAAGGAGCACGUCGUACCGUUUUAACUCGUCAGUAACCUUCUGUGCAGGUGACGGAAAAGGUGGGAAAGAUACCUGCAAUGGUGACAGUGGAGGACCAUUUGUUCGAGAGUCAAGAAGAGAGGGCGGAUACAGAUGGAUCGCUACUGGCCUUGUUAGCUGGGGGGAGGGGUGUGCGCAAAAAGAUAAGUUUACUUUCUACACCAGAGUGUAUCCAUUCAUUGACUGGAUUAAGAAAACUAUGGAUGAAGGUUGA